Geodia barretti is the source of this 327-nucleotide messenger RNA. NCBI's taxonomy places the organism in Eukaryota, Metazoa, Porifera, Demospongiae, Tetractinellida, Geodiidae. The record is from the annotation of a GenBank genome assembly.
GUGCACAGCUAUCCUCUGAGAAAGAUGAAGUCAAAACACACUGUUCAGUCUCACUCUGACAGUCCCUCACAACAGCCAGCUACAGUACAAGCUAUACCCUAUCUCUCCUAUCUAGCUGAUGAGGAGGUAGAGGAGGAGGAGGAGGAGGAGGAAGAGGCUGAUCCGGUACCCAAGCCUUCAGGUAAGUUUCAUACAAGACCAGUACCUCUGCCAGUGGCUCUGUUUGGGAACAAUGUGGAGAAGAAACACACCAACAACAACCAGCCUUUCAUGACUGAGUUUGAGGCACUGGGUGAUGGGGAAGGAAAGACUGUUACUGUAGCAAGG